Messenger RNA from Hyaloperonospora brassicae, 876 nucleotides. Lineage: Eukaryota; Oomycota; Peronosporomycetes; Peronosporales; Peronosporaceae. The record is from the annotation of a GenBank genome assembly.
AUGCUGACGACCUUUGCGCGCUCGCCGGUAAGUAGCCGUCUCGCCUGCGGCGUGCGGCAGCCGCGCUGGCUGCAUGCGGUCGCCAAGACGACGCAGUUCCACGUGGCGAUGCUGGACGGCAACGACGCGGGCAUUGCAGUGUUCACGAUGGACCGCCCCGACGCACGCAAUGCACUGGGCCGCCAGUUCAUGGCCGAGUUCCGCCACGCACUUGAGCGCGUCCGCUACGACUCGAGCGUCCGCGUGGUGAUCGUCCGCAGUGCGGUUCCCAACGUGUUUUGUGCGGGCGCAGACCUGAAGGAGCGUCUGCACAUGACGCCCGCCGAGGCGGCUGCAAGUUCCCGUGGCUACCGCACGGGGUUCACGGACCUCGAGCAACUGCCGAUGCCGACAAUUGCAGCGAUUGAAGGAGCGGCACUUGGCGGAGGUAUGGAGAUGGCACUGGCGUGCGACCUGCGCAUUGCGGGCGCCAGAGCGGUACUUGGCUUCCCCGAGACGUCGUUGGCGAUCCUGCCUGGAGCGGGUGGGACCCAGCGUGCUGCUCGCUUGCUUGGGAUUGCCAAAGCCAAGGAACUCAUCUUCACGAGCCGCCGUCUUCCUGCUGAAGCUGCUGAGAAGGUCGGCCUCGUGGACUACGCCGUGCCUGAAGACAAGGCGUAUGACAAAGCGCUGGAGAUCGCUCGUGAGAUUCUGCCCAAUGGGCCCGUUGGUGUCCGCAUGGCAAAAGAGGCCAUCAUGAAGGGAUCUGGAGUGGACCUUGCGACGGGAUUGGCCAUUGAGAACGCUUGCUAUGCGCAGGUGAUCCCGACGAAAGACCGCGUGGAAGGGCUGCGGGCGUUUAAGGAGAAACGCAAACCGCAGUAUACAGGCGAGUAA